Messenger RNA from Linum trigynum, 1384 nucleotides. NCBI's taxonomy places the organism in Eukaryota, Viridiplantae, Streptophyta, Magnoliopsida, Malpighiales, Linaceae. The record is from the annotation of a GenBank genome assembly.
UUCACAUUCGAAUAUUUUGAACAACAAAUAAGACGUUAAAAUUCAUCAAGACUCUACCUAGUACAUAUGCAAAAGUAUCAAGUGAAAACCAUGGUCCAUGAAACCGUAUCGAACAUCGUAUCGGAAAAGUCAGCGGUAGGGUAUUUUGUGACAAAACCGUGGUUUAACCGUAGUUCAACCGUUCAUACCGUUAAAUACCGCCUACCGGUUUAGCCUCCGAUAUUGGUAUUUUGUGGUUGAACUGUCGGUACGAUACGGUUUCAUGGACCAUGGUGAAAACCUUCCAAGCUUUCCUUUUUGUCACGUCAGUAACAAGGUUUUGUGAUGAAUAUAUUCAAAACGUAUACACAAGACAAAGGUCGAAACUAAUGACUUGAUACCGCCACAUUCCCCUGUCACCACUUACACACAUAUAUAUAUAAGCCUUCUUCAACAACAUAUCGAAAGGAGACUCAUUGCCCCCAUUCCCAAUCUCCAUACAAACAAAGCUCUAUAACGAAAUAUGUCGGCGUUCAAGUUGCAGUCCGACAACCAAUUCCUCCGAACCCACAAAGGCCACCCCGACGUCGUUUUCGUCUACGAGUACAUGGACGAUCCCAACGUUUUCGAGACGAUCCACGCCAGCGACUCCCGCUGGAAUGCUCCGUCCGCGGUGGGCCAUCCCGCCGCGUUGGAGGUGUUCGGCGUGACGAUCGGAGGCGCGAAGCUGAAGGAGCUGGCCAAGGACCUGACCCUCACCGACCCGAGUACCGGCCAGACGUUUCACCUCAUCGUCAACCGACAGGGCCUCUGCUUCGUGUACGUGGCGAGCCAGCCGAUCGUGCGGCUGAGGAUCAACGACCACUUCGGCUGGUCCAAGUACGGGGUGAAGCCGCGGAUCAGCACGAUAUGGAGCGUGUGGGACAUGAGCAACGGCGCCGUUUUGGUAGCUCCUCCUCCGACUGAAGAUGAUGCUGCUGAUGGUGGUGAGAAGUAUUCGGCGUUGAACGAGAGCUGGAAGAAGGUAUUGGAGGAGAAGGACAAGUGGAUGGAGGAGAAGGAGUCGCUGUUGAGGAAGUCGCUUGCGGAGAAGGAGAAAGAGGUGAUCGCUCUUAAGGCUGUGGUGAAAGCGCUGAGUAGCGACGAAUAAUUCCAUGCAUGCAUGCAUCUUCCUGUUAUCUGUGUCAUAAAUACGUGUUUGUGCCAGCAGGUAUGUAACAAGACAUAUAUAACUUUCUUCUGUACAAUAAUGGAGACUGAAAUCGUCUCUCCUCGAUCUGCAAUAAAUAAAAUUCACUAAAUAUUACAAAAGCAAGGUAUGGAAAUAAAAUAAAAUAUUGAUUAACAUUGUUGUUUUUAUUUCUUCAUAUAGUUAAAGAUGUUUUAAUGAAAAUGUUCAGAAACU